AUGACUUCCAUUGCUGACGAAAUCGAAUACAAGCUCGACAACGUCGAGGUCUCAAGGGUUCGUCCAGACGACAUUAACAAGACUUUCCGUUCAACAUGCAUUGAUCUUAUCUCCAGUGGUCUUGGUGGUAAAGUCCUUGGCUACUCUGACCAAUGGUUCUGCGAGGCGUCCAACCUGUUGAACCCCAGAGCUCCGAUUGCUCAGCCAGGUAAGAUGGUCUUCACAGGUGCUUGGUAUGAUGGUUGGGAGACUCGACGACACAAUCAGGAGUCAUUCGACUACGCCAUAAUCAAGUUGGGCGUCGCUUCUGGCACGAUUGAAGGAGUCGAGAUCGACACAGCCUUCUUCAACGGAAACCAUGCUCCUGCUAUCUCCGUCGAGGGUGUCUUCAGCCAAGAUGACGACAAGGUUGUUUCAUGGGGAGGAGGUCGAGGAGAAUGGGAGACCAUCCUCGGGAUCCAAGAGUGUGGUGCUUCUCAGCGAUUUGCCUGGAAGCUCAAGUCUCCUAGCCAAAAGGCAUACACACAUGUGAGGCUCAACAUGUACCCCGAUGGCGGUAUCGCACGAUUCCGUCUCUAUGGGCACGCCGUCCCCGUCUUCCCUGAAGACAAGGAUGUCAUCUUUGAUCUUGCUGCAGCUCAAAAUGGCGGCAUUGCUGUGUCGUGCAGUGACGAACACUUUGGAACCAAGGACAACCUUAUCAUCCCUGGCCGAGGAAAGGAUAUGGGCGAUGGCUGGGAGACAAAGCGAUCACGAGGAAAAGACCAUACAGAUUUCGCCAUCAUUAAGCUCGGUGCCCCUGGAUAUAUCGAGAAUUGGGUCUCAAUUGAAGGUUGCGAGUGGACAGGCCAUGGCGAUCCUGUCGCAGAUGCCACAGCCUGGAGAGUCUUUGUACCCCCCAGCAAGACGGGGCCCGAUCAGGAGCAUGAGUUUGAGAGCGAAGAGAAAGAGAAGAAGGCCCUGGUAACUCACGUAAAGCUUAUCAUGAUUCCUGAUGGUGGAGUGAAGCGAUUGCGGGCAUUUGGCAAGCGAGCACUCCAACGAUAUCUCGAUCCAAUAACGCCUCCUUAUCCACAAAACAGUAGAGAACUAACAAGAUUACUUUUCUUUAUCGUCAAACCAUCUCUUGCAAGAUUCCAUGAACCACGCGACGAAUCUGAAUCUGUCUCUGCCCCUCCCUCCAUCAUGGAUCUAGGGGACUCUAUCAAUCCCGAAGGACAGCCUGAGGAAAAGCCUCGCACUCUCCCUGCAGAUCUACCCAGAUCUCUCGAUGACAGAAGGCAUGUGCCCAACGAGCACCUCAUCACCGAGACCGAGAUGUACGAUGGUUGGCAAGGCCAGUCCCAGUUCCUCACCACACCAGCUAUAGCAAAGCCUCUUAACUUCGGCAACCUGUCGCUAAACGACCCCGAAUACGAGGAUGACAUUACCAAAGGACCCAAAGACAGCGACACGCGAUUAAUGGAAAUGCUGGCCGCCCAGGCAGCGCACCAAGCAGCUCCUGCUUUCGAGAACGAAGAUGAGGUCGUGAAUAGUGAAAGUCUUUCCGAGGCGGAGAAGAAGGAGAAACUACAAAAGGCCCUCAACAUGGCUGCGAGUAACGGCGAUGUCGACAGAAUUCGAAAGCUUCUCAAUGGGAAGGCAAAAGACUAUCUUGAUUUGGACGCUGAAGACGAGGAUGGAACACCGCCCCUUAUCUAUGCUAGCUGCUUUGGCCAUGAACCUGUUGUCCAAGCAUUGAUCGAUGCGGGUGCCGACGUAAACAAACAAGACCGUAAUCAAUGGACAGCUCUAAUGUGGGCCAUGACAAAUCGACACAAGGGUAUCGCUAAACUACUCCUCGAUAAUAAUGCCUCCUCCGACCAAAAGACCUCGUCAGGACGAACAGCAUUCGACUUUGUUCCCCCGGAUAGCGAGAUGUCAUUCUAUCUCCACGACAAUGGCUACAAUAUUGGAAGCGCCGGAACGGAUGACUUUUACCGACCUGGGUUCUCCCAGGAUAGGUUCGAGGAAGAGAUGGCCGAGAAUGAGAUGCGAAGAAGGCUGAUGAUGGAGAGUGCUCGUGAUCUCGAGGUUGACCUGGGAAACGUGGGUAUGGAUGACCAGCCCGAGCCUGUCGAUGAGUUUGAGGAAGAGCAGCAAGAAUUCGACUGGAAUCGUUGCUUACAUGAUCAAAUGUUUGUUUUUCAAGAACACGAACUUGAACGCAUCCUUGAUAUCGUUAUUACCAAUAUGACGCCGCAAAGAUCACCGACACAGAAACCCGUGCCAGCCAACAUGAUAUUCCUCAGCGCACGAUAUGCGCAUUACCACUCAAGCCCCGAACUUCUGGAGCGACUCUUGGUGUCAGCUAUGGAUUACAUCAAUGACGUUGUUGAGAGGUGUCAGUGGGACAUGACUAUUCUAGCCUUUUGGAUCUCAAACGCCACCCUACUGCUUCACUACCUGAAGAAAGACCCUGGGCUUUUCGAGGCAACGGGUGAGUUCCAGGCGCAGCUGGCUGAAUUGAUAAACGAGAUCUUUAUUCUUAUUGUGCGAGAUGCUGAGCGACGCCUGGACAAGGUCUUGGACGUAGCCAUGCUGGAACACGAGACCAUUCCCGGAUUCGAGGAUAUCACUUUCCAAAAUGAGUGGAAGCUCUUCAAGCGAAAGAAAGAAGUCAAAGAGGAGCCACUAGAAAAGCGAUUCAGACCACCAUCACCGAAGCAGCGAGCAAAGCCAGCACCCCGAAACGUCACCUCACUUCUCUCCUCUACUCUAUUUGUACUCGACCUUUACGAUAUCCACUCCGUGAUUACUGCGCAAAUCAUUUCCCAGCUUAUUUACUGGAUUGGAGCAGAGCUCUUCAACCGCAUUAUGUCAAAUCGAAAGUACUUGGCCAGAACAAAGGCCAUGCAGAUCCGCAUGAAUAUCUCCAUCCUAGAAGAUUGGGCUCGGACGAAUAACAGACAGGCAGAGCACUUUGAAGGAGGUGAAAUGCGCUCUUCAGGGGAGUCAACAAUGGACGCUGCUCGAAGACAUCUGGCACCCGUAAUUCAGCUGCUCCAAUGGCUACAGUGCUUCUCAUCACUUAAUGGAGAUGAUAUGGAGGCUCUGGUUGUCACACUACAGCAGCUCAAGAGACUGAGUCCCCAGCAACUCAUCCACUCAGCCAACCACUACAGGCCAGAAGUGGGCGAAAAGGGAUUGCCAAAAAGUGCUAUGAAAUACUUGAUCAAUCUACAGAAAGAGGCGGCACUCAAGCGGGAGAGACGGCGGAGUGGUGUACCUUCACCACAAAAGUCAGGCCAGGACAGCACGCCAGUGACACCGGUAAAGGGCCGGUCAAACGGGAACAAUCUCGCCACUCCCGGAAGUACUGCCAGUCCUCCAGAGGAUGACUGGGACGAAGAUGAUGACAUGCCAGAGCAUCUGCUGCUGGAUCCCGCCCUGAUGUUGCCUUUCGUGCUGCCGUCGGUAACUGACAUGCUUGUAACUUACGGCGCUGGACUUGGUGGAGUUAACCGUGAGCGAGAGCGCAAGUAUAUCCCCACAGUGCCACCGGAGUUUCUUGAGAAGUUAGAGGUGAGCGGCGGAACUAGGAAGGACCCCAUGUUCGGCGAAGCAGAUUGGGAGAAUGAAGAAGUUUGA
Messenger RNA from Fusarium oxysporum Fo47, 3630 nucleotides. RefSeq lists its product as uncharacterized. The transcript is spliced from 7 exons. The record is from RefSeq and is a predicted model, not a curated record. Gene Ontology annotation, biological process: allantoin catabolic process. Gene Ontology annotation, molecular function: GTPase binding; allantoicase activity. Bases 1 to 3630 code for a protein of 1209 amino acids. Lineage: Eukaryota; Fungi; Ascomycota; Sordariomycetes; Hypocreales; Nectriaceae.